Molecule: messenger RNA, 2316 nt
Organism: Gossypium raimondii (Peruvian cotton)
Lineage: Eukaryota; Viridiplantae; Streptophyta; Magnoliopsida; Malvales; Malvaceae
Product: very-long-chain aldehyde decarbonylase CER1-like
Biological process (GO): lipid biosynthetic process
Molecular function (GO): iron ion binding; oxidoreductase activity
Source: RefSeq, a predicted model, not a curated record
CUCUGCCUCGUACUAGUAAAAAGAUCCCGUUCCAAAGCCAUUUGCAGCUAGCCAUCCAAACUAGUUCACCAAACGAUGGCUUCUAAACCAGGAAUUCUCACUGAUUGGCCAUGGAAGCCUCUUGGAAGCUUUAAGGUAAGAUGGUCUCCUUCCUUCAGUUUUUUAUUAUUCUAAACCAGGGAUUCUCCCAUGCGCUUAUACAUUGUGUUGUUGGAUGGAUAUAUUUACGGUACAUAAUCCUGGCUCCUUGGAUUACGGAGAGCAUAUACACGGCUAUAGUUAAGGAUGCAAAGCAGUGGGAUGUUUUAAACCUUGCGAUACUCCCACUCAUGUUAUGGAGAAUGUUGCACAGCCAGCUUUGGAUUAGCUUCUCUCGUUAUCGAACUGCCAAAGGCACCAACAGGAUUGUGGACAAGGGUAUCGAAUUUGACCAAGUUGACAGGGAAAGGAACUGGGAUGAUCAAAUAUUGUUCAAUGCAAUCCUUUUGUACUUGAUAAACAAAUACCUUCCAGGAGCUUCUCACUCACCCGUAUGGAGACUGGAUGGUGUGAUUAUAACCAUGUUGCUCCAUGCCGGCCCUGUGGAGUUCCUUUACUACUGGUUGCAUAGAGCUCUGCACCAUCAUUAUCUUUACUCCCGCUACCAUUCUCAUCACCAUUCUUCCAUUGCCACUGAGCCUAUUACUUCUGUGAUACAUCCAUUUGCAGAGCACAUAGCAUACUAUGCCCUGUUCUCAAUACCAGGGUUGACAACGAUUCUAACUGGAACUGGAUCCAUUAUCUCCUUUGCUGGCUACAUCACUUACAUCGACUCCAUGAACAAUAUGGGGCAUUUCAACUUCGAACUCAUUCCCAACUGGGUCUUCUCUAUUUUCCCCCCUCUCAAGUACCUCAUGUACACUCCAUCGUUUCACUCGCUGCACCACACGCAGUUCAGAACCAACUAUUCACUAUUUAUGCCAAUCUACGAUUACAUCUAUGGUACAGUGGAUAAAAAUUCGAACACCUUGUAUGAAAAUUCCGUCGAAAGAAAAGAGGAAUCACCCAACGUGGUGCAUCUAACUCACCUAACAACACCUGAGUCAAUCUAUCAUCUCCGCCUUGGAUUUGCCUACUUGGCCUCUAAACUAUACUCAUCAGUUUGGUACUUGUGGUUGCUCUGGCCUGUUACAUUAUGGUCCAUGGUGCUUACCAAGAUUUAUCGUCGAAAUUUUGUUGUUGAAAGGAACCGCUUCGAUCAGAUCAGAUGACAGACAUGGGCAUACAAGUACAGGGUACAGUACUGCUUGAAAAGGCAAAAGGAAUCCAUCAAUAACAUGAUCGAGGAAGCCGUAUUAGAGGCCGAGGAAAAAGGUGCUAGUGCGUUGAGUCUAGGCCUUAUGAAUCAGGGUGAAGAGCUAAACAGAUAUGGUGAAGUGUAUGUGAAGAAGCAUCCCCAGCUGAAGGUGAAGGAUGGGAGUAGCUUGGCAGUUGCAGUUCUCCUAAAUAGCAUACCAAAGGGAACAACCCAAGUACUCCUUAGAGGCAACUUGACUGAAGUUGCUUUUGCAGUCACCUUUGCCCUAUGCCAGAAGGGCAUUCAGGUCAUUGUAUUGCGUGAGGAUGAAUACGAGAAGCUUGACAAAUCAUUUGGCACCAAGUCUGAGGAUAACUUGGUUAUCUCAAAGAGUUAUAGCUCUUGCAAGGUAUGGUUAGUGGGAGAUGACUUGACCGAAGAAGAGCAAAGAAAGGCAACUGAAGGAACAUUGUUUAUUCCCUUUUCACAAUUCCCACCAAAAAAAUUGCGUAAAGACUGUUUCUAUCACACCACGCCAGCAAUGCAAACUCCGAUGGCCCUUGAGAAUGUGGAUUCUUGCGAGAACUGGUUGCCAAGGAGAGUGAUGAGCGUAUGGCGCAUAGCUGGGAUACUGCAUGCUUUGGAAGGAUGGGAAGAACAUGAAUGUGGUUACACCAUGUGUAACAUUGACAAAGUUUGGGAAGCAUGUCUCAAGCACGGAUUUCAGCCUCUGACGGUCCCAAUUCAAUCAAAAUCCUAGAAGAUUUUUAGCAAUUUAUCUAUCUAGUUGAUGUCUAUGCCUUUUUAUGUAUAAGCAUUUACCUAUACUAUUAUCCUUAUCCUGGAUUCACCAUUUGAGUCUCUAUCGAGUUAAAGGUUCUUCUCCAAUGUCUCCAUAGUACGUAUGAGGAGUUUUUAGAGAAAUAUAUAAUGCAUAUUUAUAUUUCCUUUAAAUUUUAAUUUUGUUGGUGUAGAGCACCUGACAGAUCAAGAAUUGUCUUGUCGAUUAUUGAUUAUAUAAUUUACUUUAUCAUUAAUUA